Molecule: messenger RNA, 1686 nt
Organism: Trypanosoma grayi
Lineage: Eukaryota; Euglenozoa; Kinetoplastea; Trypanosomatida; Trypanosomatidae
Exons: 1
Coding region: 1-1686 (561 amino acids)
Molecular function (GO): protein binding
Source: RefSeq, a predicted model, not a curated record
AUGGAGUUUGAGCAGCUCGAGGUGGGCAAGAAAUGCCUCCUAAGGGCCAUCACGUGGCAGGAUGUGGCGGACUACUACGACAUUCUGCAUCCCAAAGUACUUCUCGUGUCGCACUUCAAAUACCCGCCUUCGCCACCCACCGUCUCCGACACGAUCCCCGUGCUCGCGCAGGCCAAGCGGAGGAUUGCGGCGGCAGCAACAGCAAAGGCUUCCAACAAAAAAGGACCAGGACCAAAGAAAACAACCAUACCAACAAGUGUAACCCCAAUAUCAGCCGCAACAGCAGCAACAAUGGCAACCGCAAAGAAGGGCAGCAGAGCCACUGCUGCGAGCACCGGGUCACUGGCUAGAGAAGGACGCACGAGGUCCAUGCACCUCCAGGAGGGUGGGCCAUACGAUGUAGACGUUGUGGAGGGCCCACUCCUCGCAACGGAGCGGCUGUACACCAUUCUGCAUUGGCUGAACCAGGGUUCCUACAUCACAGAUACGACGGUGGAGAUGGAGGCACGCAAGGUGAUACUGCAAGAGUCCGAGGUACUGCCACCACCACCACCGCCAAAGAGCGAGGCGGAGCGGUACGCGCAGCUUGGCCGGCAGCACACCGACCGAAACCAGCGCCUCAGCCGACUCAUCGUGACGUUUGGACGGGAGUUGCUGCUGUUCCGCGACGAGUGCUACUUCGAGGACGGUGUCAUCGUCACAGUACAUCGGUUCAUGCUCACGACGCAGGAGAUGCUCGCGCUCGCCGGCCUCACCAACUACCAACAGCAGCCGCAGACACAGAAGCGGAUUGAGGCCAUGCAGGAGGAGCGCAACAGCUUCUACUCCACUAAGAAGACACGCGUGGAUGUAGGCGACCACGCAUCGCUGCCGCUGCUCGACUUCACCUUCUGCGACAUCACCGAGCCGCUGCAGCUGCUGCGCGUGCGGCCCGUCGCCGGCAAGAGGCAUAAGAAGCGUGAGUUGCAGCCUGCUCUCGACCCACGUGUCGCGCAGGGUGUGUUUGUUAACCAGCAGAGCGACCCAACGCGGCCGCAGAAGGAACAGCGCGUGAUCGUGAAGGCGCGCAACAAGCAGGGCGACGAGGAGGUGUACGAGUUCGUCGAGAGCGCCAAAUCGCGCUACGGAUUUCUGCACGACGUGAAUGGACACGCGGAUAAUUCCCUGGAGAGUCUCGCUGACAAGAUGGAGGCGACGUACGCUGCGACAAGCGUGCGCAUCUCUGGAUGCAGCAUGGGGUCGACGGAGCUGCUCGUGCCGGUGCUGCGCCGGCUUGUGGUCAAUGCCAUCAUGACCCUCCGCUCACUGGACUUGAGCAAUAACCGCAUCAGCGUCCUGCCGGACUUCUCGCUGCUGCCGCUGCAGCGCCUGCAGCUGCACCAGAACUGCAUCUCAGACUGGGCACAGGUAGAGAAUAGAGUGUGCCCGCUUCCGCUGCUCUGCGCCGUGACGCUGCACGGCAACCCCAUAGCGGAGAACGACCCACACUACUGGCAAUCGGCGUUGGCGCGGCUGAUGCGGCACCCGAACCGCGCUGUGCGACUGCGGCAGCUUGACUUUGUGACGCUCACCGGGCAGGACUACAACACGGCCGGCGCAUUUGAGCUCUUCGAGACGGGCGACCCGAGGCUGCUGAAGGCAUCGAUGGGGGCCGCUCCUGGUAUGAACGGCGGUGGCGCUAUGUAG